GUGGUAGGCUGUGACUUGUGAUAAUUUGUUUAUUUUUAAAUUCCAAAAUAUAUGUGAUAAAUAAAUGUAUGAUUAAUAAUUAUUGUCUGUUUUAAUUUUAUAAAAUAUCUAAUAGCUAUUAAAUAUAUAUCAUAAGUUUUAACAAACAAAUAUUAAAAAUGGACUUGUGCAGAUGUUGUCAUGCUGAAGGUUGUUUUCACAGUUUAACGGAACUUAUUAAUACGAUUACCUACGAAGAUAUGUUGAAGAUUUGCUUUGAUAUUAAGAUUUGCCAUUCACCUGAUAAUACUAGACAGUAUGCUAUAUGUAAUCGAUGUGUAAUGAAACUUCAAGAUGCAUAUUCUUUCAAAAAACAAGUGUUAGAAAAUGAACAGAGAUUUUCCGAGUACAAAAGUGUUCUAGAUACGUUUCCUGAAGUAAAAUUCGAACCACCAAGCGAUACUGUACCAAUAGAUUUUGUGACGCCAGACGGACCUGAAGAGGACUCUGAUGAUGAUAUAGAUUUAAGUACAUUAAAGAAGUUAAAAAGUAAAUCGGAUAAAAGGAUCAAAAAGGAAAAGCAUACAGAGAUAACAGAUUCGGAAAAAUCGGAUUAUCGAACAGCGGAUAUACGGAAUAUCGUCAAAAUAAUAGUGAUGUACUCCACCUCAACACCCUUCCGAUGGUCCUACAGCAAAUAUAUGUGUUUUUUCUGUGACAAAGUCUUCAUCAAAAUAUCCGAUCUGAAACAGCAUAAUUACGAACAUUUUGAGACAAAAUUGGAUGACGCAUUAAAAUGCAUAAAUACAGAGACGAAAGUUAAAUUGGAAAUCACGGACUUGGCCUGCAAAGCUUGUCCAAAGGAUAUGCUAACAUUAGAUGAUUUUCUAGAUCAUGUUACAAUAACACACAAACAGAACUUUAAUAAUGGCGUACGUUGUUCCAUCUUCGCUUUUCGAAUUACGGAUUCUGAGGCGCCAUGCCCUGAAUGUGAUCAAAAUUUCACCUUUUUCGGAAAUCUAUUGUCACACGUCUACAAGAAUCACCUAACAUCUGGCCCUUUACUCUGUGACUCCUGUGGCAAGGGCUUUUUGACAAAAUUCAUGUUGAAAAAACAUAUAAAGUUAACGCAUAGCAACACUGAGUACAGCUGUCAAAAGUGCAAUCAAACAUUCAAAACUCAUGGCGCGUAUUCGUACCACAGACUUUCACACAAGGGCGAAUUCCCUUGUCCGCAGUGUUCCGAAAAGUUCCCUUCUUGGUAUCUACGUAAACGUCACAUUGCAUUCGUCCAUGAUAAGUCCUUGCAAAUAUCCUGCGAAUUGUGUUCGAAGAAGUUCGUGAAAUAUAACUCUUUAAAAUGGCAUUUAAUGUCCGUACAUCACAAUGAUAAACCAUUUUCGUGCGAAAUGUGUGACUUUAAGUGUAUAAAUAAGACAUAUUUGAAGCGACACAUGGUAAGCCAUUUGGAUACAAGGCCAUUUCAGUGUCAUAUUUGUGUGAAAUCUUUUCAGCGGAAGGAACAUUUAGAAACACAUGUACGAAUACAUACAAACGAUAAGCGGUUUGUAUGUAGGGAAUGUGGGAAGGGAUUUGUCCAAGUGACCGGUCUCAAAGUACACGUAAGAGCACACCAUUCGAAGUCUGAUACAUAAGCCACGAAAUUGGAGAAUGGGGAGAACAAAUAUAAUAUUUCUUAUACAUAAACGGGCCUCAAACAUGAAUGUUAAAAAAUCAUUUAGUUUAUAUAGCCCCCCCCCCCUCACAUUUUGUCAGUAACAGUAAGCAAAUCUCUUGUAUGUAAAUGUAUUCAUUUUUAAUAGGAAUCCUCGAAUAUGCAUUUCGUGUUCAAGCAUAGACAAUGUGUGGGUUAUAUGUGUCAAAAAGUAAAUAAUUACUGAUGACGUAAUCACCAAAUAAGAAAUCAAAUCAUUAAUUUAAGUAAAUAAUUUUUACGCCCACAUUUUAGCAAAUUUUAAACUUACCAAAUGCAUGCGUAAAACAAUAAGUAAGCGAUAACCAAACGGCAUGUGCGCUCUGAUUGGUUGAAUAAGUCGCUAAUUUCGUAAGAUUCUAAACGGUUUGGCCGUUACGAAUAUCCGUUAGUUUAUAAAUUUACAACGAGACGUCGCAAAUUGAUAAAUUGGCGAAAACGUAACAUAACAUACUAUUUUUAAACUAGCGGAUUUUGUUGUAUUCCGGUGACAUAUAUUUAGGAAAUAAACUGAAAUGACAGUUCUCAUUAUUCGUGUGAUGUAUGUUAUAGUAUUAAGGAUUGUGAUAUUAAGCUAAUUUUUUCAUUUACGGUUACUUAAGAAACUUAAAUAUUCAUGUGAUAUUAAU
Messenger RNA from Pieris brassicae (large cabbage white), 2322 nucleotides. Its product is annotated as zinc finger protein 569-like. The record is from RefSeq and is a predicted model, not a curated record. The transcript has 7 exons. Gene Ontology annotation, molecular function: zinc ion binding. Bases 159 to 1634 code for a protein of 491 amino acids. NCBI's taxonomy places the organism in Eukaryota, Metazoa, Arthropoda, Insecta, Lepidoptera, Pieridae. Gene Ontology annotation, cellular component: nucleus.